CUAUUGAACGUAUGCUUUCGAAUGAGCAAAGUUGCUUAGGUUGCGAGUUUGGAAACUAUACAGAUUGUUUGUCUCGAGAAUGCGUAAUUGCUGAUGGUAAUAACAGAAUCAUCGAGGUGUAUAACAAGAUGAUGCCUGGACCAUCAAUCGAGGUCUGCGAAGGUGAUCAAAUUAUUGUUGAUUUCACCAACAAUUUAUUGGAUGUGGAUUCGACUAUUCAUUGGCACGGGAUGCACCAAAGGGGAACUCAAUUCAUGGACGGAAUUUCCUUUGUCUCACACUGCGCUAUUAUUCCUCGGACGACCUUCAGAUAUUCGUUCAACGCAUCGCAAGUUGGGACGCAUUGGUAUCAUUCGCAUUCUUCGGUUCAACGAUCGAACGGAGCGUACGGUGCUCUCAUAAUCCGAAGACCAACUUUUCAACGCACGUUCGAUUUAUCCGAGCACAUUGUGAUAAUCAACGAUUGGUUCAAAGACUUGCCAAUUACUCAUUUGUACAAGCAAGUAAGAAACAAAAAGAUCUACACCGAUUUAAUAUCUUCGAUACUCGUGAACGGGUUUGGGUCAACUGUUAACAAUACCAUUCCUCCGAAGCGAUUCUUCGUAAAGCAGGGUUUCAGGUAUAGGUUUAGGAUUAUACACGCUGGAGGCGAAACGUGUCCCAUCAAAAUAAAUAUCGACAACCAUUCGUUCUAUGUUGUAAGCACAGAUGGCAACGACAUAAUCCCAAUCUUAACAGACAGCGUUUCCAUCUCGAAUGGCGAAAGAUUCGAUAUUGUUGUUGAGACGAAUCAGAGGAUCUCCAGUUACGCAAUCAGAUUCACCGGUUCAAUUCUAUGCAGUUUCUCAGCAGUUGCAGCUUUGGUUUAUGAUGGAGCCAAAACUGCGACGGUCUCCUACGAAUACGACGCGCUAAAUCCAGAUUUCGUGGGAGUCGCUAAUCCAAACAUGCCGAGGAAAGCACCGAACGUGUACAGCUACACUGAUCUGAGAUCGACCACUCGCAUUCCUCGAGAUUUAACUGGAAGUCCUGACUUUCAAUACUACGUGGCUUUCAAAGUUGAACCAUUAGGAUAUAAUACUACUAGUGGAUUUAAUAGUACCGGCAUCAUCUCAGCGCACUUCAACAAUAUCGUAAUGGAAAUACCAUCAACUCCCUUACUAUUGAAUCCGAAUCCUAGUAAUGUCUGCAGUUCAAAAGACUCUCCAAACUGCGAUAAAGAUUUGAAUAUUUGUGAGUGCGUUCACAUCGUUGAGUUUCCGUACAAUGGAUUGAUCGAAGUUGUUUACGUUGAUGAGGGACAGGGUACUACCUUGGUGCACAGCAUGCAUUUGCAUGGUUACCACUUCUACGUCAUCGGACAAGAUAAGCUUGGUGCAAGAACAACUGCUGAACAAGUCAAAGAGCUAGAUAGAAAAGGACUGCUUUAUCGCAACUUCAAUAGGCCAAUUAUUAAAGAUACCGUUGCUGUUGCUGAUGGUGGUUACACAAUCGUCAGAUUUAGAGCAGAUAAUCCAGGUUUUUGGUUGAUGCAUUGUCACGUUGACUUUCACAGCGUCUUAGGAAUGAUGAUGGUAUUCAAGACCGGUGAUUUGAAUGUGCCAAUUCCUCACAACUUUCCGACUUGUGGAAAUUAUCCAUGAGUCAAAAAACAAAAAUCAAAACUGAUUACGUUCCUUAUCUUAUCAUAAAGUACAUAAGGUGCAAACAUAUAAUGAACAUACAUGUUCGUUAAUACUAA
This is a messenger RNA of Nicrophorus vespilloides, 1741 nucleotides long. RefSeq names its product laccase-2-like. Gene Ontology annotation, molecular function: oxidoreductase activity; copper ion binding. NCBI's taxonomy places the organism in Eukaryota, Metazoa, Arthropoda, Insecta, Coleoptera, Silphidae. Gene Ontology annotation, cellular component: plasma membrane. The coding region runs from base 12 to 1643 and encodes 543 amino acids. Gene Ontology annotation, biological process: iron ion transport. The record is from RefSeq and is a predicted model, not a curated record. The transcript is spliced from 7 exons.